Molecule: messenger RNA, 2922 nt
Organism: Lichtheimia ornata
Lineage: Eukaryota; Fungi; Mucoromycota; Mucoromycetes; Mucorales; Lichtheimiaceae
Product: plasma-membrane proton-efflux P-type ATPase
Exons: 4
Coding region: 1-2922 (973 amino acids)
Biological process (GO): proton export across plasma membrane; regulation of intracellular pH
Cellular component (GO): plasma membrane
Molecular function (GO): ATP binding; P-type proton-exporting transporter activity; ATP hydrolysis activity
Source: RefSeq, a predicted model, not a curated record
AUGGCCGAGAAAACAGAGACUGUGGAGGUCAUUACCGAUACUGAAGUGGUCACCACGACAGUUGAAACCAAGACGACCACCACCCAACAACAACAACAAGUGGUAGACGGCAACUUGAAGACGCUCACGGUCGAGGAGUUGUAUGAUAAGGACAAGUAUGAUUUGUCUACCAUGGAGCUUGAAGAGGUGUUGCAAAUCUUGCACACUCAAUCGCAAGGUUUAACCUCUGAAGAAGCCGCCCAACGCAUUGAAAAGUUUGGUCCCAACAAGCUUGAACAAAAGGAACAGAAUGCCUUCCUCCAAUUCUUGGGGUUCAUGUGGAAUCCUCUUUCGUGGGUCAUGGAAGCCGCUGCCAUUGUCUCCAUUGCACUCGCCAACGGUGAAAACAGACCUCCAGACUAUCCCGAUUUCAUUGGUAUCGUCUUGCUGCUACUCGCCAAUUCGUUGAUUGGUUUCUAUGAAGAACGCCAAGCUGGUAAUGCUGUCAAGGCCUUGAUGGAGUCCCUCGCCCCUGAAUGCAAGGUGAAACGCGAUGGCGAAUGGCGCACUAUGGAGGCUGCUGAACUUGUUCCUGGUGAUAUCAUUAGCAUCAAGCUUGGUGAUGUGAUUCCUGCAGAUGGUCGUCUUUUGUCGGCCCACGGCCAAGUCUCUAUCGAUCAAGCUGCUCUCACUGGUGAAUCUCUUCCCGUUGGCAAGGAAGCUGGUGAUGAAAUCUUCUCCGGAUCUACCGUUAAGCAAGGCGAGGCCGAAGCUAUUGUCAUUGGCACUGGUCUCAAUACGUUCUUUGGUCGUGCUGCCAAGUUGGUGGGUGAUGCUGGAGAUGACAUUGGCCACUUGCAAACUAUCCUUGCCAAGAUCGGUAACUUUUGCCUUGUGUCCAUUGGUAUCUUUGUCGUUAUCGAGAUCCUUGUCAUGUAUGCUGCUUUCCGUUACAGCUAUCGUCGUGGUAUCGACAACUUGCUCGUGUUGCUCAUUGGUGGUAUUCCUAUUGCCAUGCCUACGGUGUUGUCUGUUACUCUUGCUAUUGGUGCCAAGCAAUUGGCUGAGCACAAGGCUAUUGUCACGCGUAUCACUGCAAUUGAAGAAAUGGCCGCCGUCACCAUUCUUUGUUCCGAUAAGACUGGUACAUUGACCUUGAACAAGCUGAUUGUCGACAAGCCCACGAUCAAGACCUAUGCCGAAUUCAAUGGUGAUGAGAUUAUCCAACUCUCAGCCUUUGCUUCCCGUACCGAGAACCAAGAUGCCAUUGAUUUCUGUAUUGUCAACUCGCUUCCCGAUCCUUCCCUUGCACGUCAAGGUAUUGAAGAGCUCGAGUUCAAGCCAUUCAAUCCUGUUGUCAAGCGUACUGAAAUCACCUACAAGCGACAUGAGGAUGGUGCUGUUCUUCGUGUGACCAAGGGUAUGUCCCAUACCAUUUUGGAUCUUUGCACCCGUGACAAGACCGAGGAACAAAUCAAGGCUCUCAAUGAUGAUGUCGAUGAAUUUGCUCGUCGUGGCCUUCGUGCUUUGGCUGUUGCAGUGGAUGAAGUUCCCUCUGGUGACGUUGAAGGUGAAGGCAAAGGUUUCCGCCUUGUUGGUUUGCUUCCCAUCUAUGAUCCUCCUCGUUCGGAUACUAAGGAAACGAUUGAUCGCUCCAUUGCUCUUGGUGUCCAAGUCAAGAUGAUUACGGGUGAUCAACUCGCUAUUGGCAAGGAAACCGGUCGUCGUCUUGGUAUGGGUGACAACAUGUUUUUAUCCAAGGCUCUUAAGGAUGGCCCUCCUCCUGGUUCUGGUUAUACAAGCAUCGAUGAUAUGGUGCUCCAAGCGGAUGGCUUUGCUGGUGUGUAUCCUGAACACAAGUACGAGAUUGUUGAACGAUUGCAAGCCAUGGGUCACAUGACAGCCAUGACCGGUGAUGGUGUAAACGAUGCUCCUGCACUUUCCAAAGCCAAUGUUGGUGUUGCCGUUGCCGAUGCAUCCGAUGCUGCACGCUCAGCUGCUGAUAUUGUAUUGACCGAACCAGGUUUAUCCGUUAUUGUUACUGCCAUCAUUGGUUCGCGUCAAAUUUUCCAACGUAUGCGUAACUACGCCAUUUAUGCAUGCUCUAUCACCAUUCGUGUUGUUGUCGGUUUCGCUAUUCUUUGCUUUGCCUUUGAGCAUGACUUCCCUCCUUUCCCUGUAUUGAUUGUGGCUGUCCUCAAUGAUGGUACCAUUAUGACCAUUUCGACUGAUCGUGUCAAACCAUCACCUUAUCCCGACCAAUGGAAUUUGCGUGAGAUCUUCACCUAUGCUGUCGUCUAUGGUCUUUAUCAAGCUGCUUCAACUCUUGUAUUCGCCAAGGUCAUGUUUGGUACCACUUUCUUCCACGACAAGUUUGGUGUCGAGCUUCCUGAGGACGUCAAUGACCAUAUUUACCACUCGAUCAUCUACUUGCAAGUCUCCACCAUCUCACAAGCCUUGAUUUUCAUCACUCGUUCUCGUACCUGGUUCUUCCUUGAACGUCCAUCAGUCUACCUCAUGUGUGCCUUUGUGAUUGCUCAGCUUGUUGCCACGUUCAUUGCCGUCUACGCCAACUGGGGCUUCACUUACAUGCGUGGCUGUGGUUGGGAUUGGGCUGGUAUUGUGUGGAUUUGGAACAUUAUCUGGUUCAUCCCUAUGGACUUUUGCAAAUUCACCAUGCAAAAGCUUUUCACCCCCAAGAACACGCUUGCUGAAAACAAGGUUCCCAUGCAAUCACGUCGUAACUCUGCUGCCUCCGCAACUUCCUCUGGUCGUUACUAUGCCAACCGUACAAAGUCCCUCAAGUCUCUUGAGCAGCCUCGCAACUUUGGCAAGCGUCUCCUCGGCAAGAAGAUUAGCAUGGAUAAGAAGGAAAUGCGUCGAUUCUCUUCAGCUCAAGCUAGUCAAGCUGCUCAAGUGCUUGGCUCUAGCGUCAACAACUAG